Messenger RNA from Malania oleifera, 1204 nucleotides. RefSeq lists its product as uncharacterized. Bases 42 to 1007 code for a protein of 321 amino acids. The transcript has a single exon. The record is from RefSeq and is a predicted model, not a curated record. Lineage: Eukaryota; Viridiplantae; Streptophyta; Magnoliopsida; Santalales; Ximeniaceae.
GGUUCUCAAAGAAUAGCAACUAGACCAGCAGCUGCCACACAAUGAACAAGCAAAUAUUGUAUCCGCAGAAGCUAUCAUUUCAAUUCCAAACUGGAAUAUCCCCAGAACAUGAUAUCCCCGCAGCAUUCUUCAAAUGCAUUAGAUGGCAACUCGAGGAAACAAUGGAUACAAUCAACUGCCCUUAUCAUUACUUCUGCGACACCACUUACCCUGCAGAGAAUUACCCACCUUCUAUGGAUUUACUAGUGCUCAUCUUCACGGCAGCCACCUACAUGGCCACACUCGUCUUCACAGUAAACAGAAUAUCGCAAGGCAGAAAUCCAACUUCUUGUACUUUAACCCAAUCAAGGAGGUAUCUGCUGCCUUCUGGCCCAGUCUUCCUCCCAGCCAUUCUCAUAGCCCUGGCCAGAGGCCACAGCAUCAACACCAUGUUUCCUCUUCCGCUAAUCGGCCCUGCGAUCCUGCAGCUGAUUCACAUCUCAGCCCUCGCUUUCGAGCAUGAAGCCCGUAACGACACAGCCAUGAAAUUUGCGCUAUUCGAGGCAUCAACCAUAUCUGGUAUUCUGCAUGCAAGUCUGUACUUGGACUCCAUCAUUUUGCCAUAUUACACCGGUCUCGAUGCCUUAAUGUUAUCGGCAUUUUCUGGGGAGUGCGCUUCUUGUGUGUGCAGGAAAGAGGCUUUGGUUGUGGGGGGAAAGUUGGUGAGGUACAGGGGGACCUCCGUGACUACAUUUGCGGUUGUGGGUACUCUGGGUUUGAGGAUUUUCUGCAGGGUUGUGUCUGCAGAGACCCGUUGGAAAACUGUUGUGAUCGGGUCUGUGUUGGAAGGGUCGAGCUGGGUGUUUGUAACUUUGGAUUCUGUUUAUUUGAUAAGAAAUUCCCCGUCAGGAAGGUCAGUGCCGCAUGUUGCUGCAUUUGGAGGUGUGUUCGUCUUGAUUUGCCUUCAUGUGCUCAACAAGGUGUGCAUUAGGCUUGUGAAUUCGCAUAUUGCAUGUGAAAAAUGGUAAGGCACGCGAGUUUAAUUGGCAUCCACGGAGAAAUGAUGAGGACAAAUGUGUGCAUGUCUCACUGUAUAUCACAUUUCUGAAAAGUACUGCGUGUAUAUAUGCUUGCCUGUACAUCAUGGUUUCACUUACUACUUUGUAGUAUAAAUUGUAUUUGCACAGAAAAAUGUUGAAUCAAUCAAAUGCAGUAAUUAGUGAAA